Messenger RNA from Diabrotica virgifera virgifera (western corn rootworm), 1621 nucleotides. RefSeq lists its product as uncharacterized. Gene Ontology annotation, molecular function: DNA binding. The record is from RefSeq and is a predicted model, not a curated record. Bases 234 to 1484 code for a protein of 416 amino acids. Gene Ontology annotation, cellular component: nucleus. Lineage: Eukaryota; Metazoa; Arthropoda; Insecta; Coleoptera; Chrysomelidae. The transcript has 2 exons.
AGGUAGGUAAAGUGGAAUGGGUGGGUAAAGCGGAAUAAGCUUAAAAUUUAAUUUCAAAAUUGGCGGUUUUUGUUGUAACUCCUACCACAAUAUACCUUUUGACAUUUGGCAAUAUUUACUUCAAUAUGGCGCACUUUCAUUGAUAUGUUCAUGUGAGUUAAACAAGAUCAUUGUUUUUUAACAAAAAGUUGUAAUAUUUGGUGACUAAGACGAAAUUUCUUAUCAGCAACAGCAUGCCUAAUUUUUACAAACGAAAGACUUCGCAGCAGAGUUGGGACGAGAAGGCAAUGGCUGAGGCUCUAACUGCAUGUCAAGGUGGUUUAUCAAUUCAUUCUUCUGCAAAACAAUAUAACAUUCCAUCGACAACUCUUUUUAGAAGAUUAAAGCGACCACCAGAAGAACGUUUAGUGAAGCAACUUGGACGAUUCCGUUGCGUGUUCACGGUAGAUCAAGAGAGGAUGUUGGUAGACUAUAUUCUUAAAAUGGAAGAACGCCUGUUUGGGCUAACUAUUUCUGACUUAAAAUAUCUUACCUACGAGUUUGCCAUACGAAAUAACAUUGAACAUAGAUUCAAUAAUGAGAAGAAAGAAGCUGGUAAAGUAUGGUUGCUUGGUUUCAUGAAACGGCACCCAGUUCUUUCACUUCGACUUCCAGAAAAAACGUCAGCAGCGCGAGCGUCAGCAUUUAACGCAGUUAGUGUCGGAAAGUUCUUUGAUUUAUUGGAAGACUUAUACCAAAAACACAACUACAAACCUAACCGCAUCUAUAAUUGUGACGAAACCGGAAUCUCUACCGUGCCAAAUAAGCCUUCAAAGAUUAUUUCAAAAAAGGGGAAAAAGCAAGUAGGAGUUUUAUCAUCAGCUGAAAGAGGUACGCUUACAACUGCAGAAAUUUGCUUCAACGCUGCAGGGGAAUACAUCCCUCCUGCUCUUAUUUUUCCACGGGUGAGACAUCACUUGACAUUCGACAUUGGAGUUCCUCUGAAUACCAAAAUUUUCACGCAUGCUUCUGGAUGGAUGCAGACCGAAAUCUUUACGGCUUGGUUUCACCAUUUUAUUAAAUUUGCGAAGCCUACCUCCGAGGACAGGGUUUUACUAAUUUUAGAUGGCCAUUCAACCCACAUAAAAAACAUUGAAGUCUUAGAGCUUGCUAAGAAAAACUUUGUAGACAUCCUGGUGCUACCACCACAUUGCACACAUCGACUUCAGCCACUGGACGUAUCAUUUAUGUAUCCCAUGUCGACCUUCUAUGAACAGGCAGUGCGAGUUUGGCUGCGAACCCACCCGGGGAAAGUUGUGACGAUUCAUGAUGUCGGUCCUCUCUUCGGAGAAGCUUACUUGAAGGCAGCUAGUAUGGCAACAGCUAUCUCAGGAUUUAAGAAGACGGGUAUUUGGCCGUUUGAGAGACCUGAUCCAAACGUUUUCGUGGCUGCAGAUACAACUGAUCGUCCUAGGCCUCUACUCGCUACAUCUAACCUGCCAUGAGCGUCCACUCCAGUGUCAAAUGACAUUCUCCUCCAUAAGACUAUUGUUAGUCCUGCGGAUAUUUUACCUAUCCCACGGGUCGCUUCAAAUAUCGAAAAUCCAACGAAGAAAAGGGCUCGAUUAGGAAAAACUGUAGU